Diabrotica virgifera virgifera (western corn rootworm) is the source of this 5890-nucleotide messenger RNA. Its product is annotated as iodotyrosine deiodinase 1. Lineage: Eukaryota; Metazoa; Arthropoda; Insecta; Coleoptera; Chrysomelidae. Gene Ontology annotation, molecular function: oxidoreductase activity. The transcript is spliced from 5 exons. The record is from RefSeq and is a predicted model, not a curated record. Bases 351 to 1097 code for a protein of 248 amino acids.
UUGCAUAGACACUCCUAAAUAGACUUUUUUUACAUAAAAUUUAAAAAUAUACUAAUCUAGGUUAUUAGUCCAAAAAAAUAUAGGUCGUAUAUAGCGAUAUCAAUGUUGUAUACUGCAAAAUCAUCUAGUGAUCUCUCAUUAACUGACCUCGUCCGAGAUAUCAAAAUGUUUUUCGAAUUGUAUUGGCAAUAUUUUGUGAUGGGUUUGAUACUUUAUUUAGUAGUUAGGGGUGGAUAUGUAUUUUUCAAUAAGCAGCAGAAGAAGGACAAAUUGAGGAUGGAGAAGAAGGAUGAUGAUUGUAGAUCUUCGUUUGAACGUCCUUUAUUGUGCCAAAAAAAGAGCAGAAAUUAAUGGUUAAUUCCCUUUCUUCGUCGUCGUCCACAUCUUCCAUUGACGAAGAAGAUGAAGACCAUUUGUUACCAGCCCUUCCCAAAGAUCUAAACCACGUGCCCUUAGAAUUCGUUAAGCUACCUGUUGACGAGUGUCUAACAAGAUCUGAAGAGUUCUUUAAGCUAAUGAAUAAAAGAAGAACUGUGAGACAUUUUAGCGACGAAACAGUUCCAGUAGAGAUCAUUCAUAAUAUCAUUAGGACUGCAGGAACAGCUCCUAGUGGUGCCCACACUGAACCGUGGACUUACGUCGUAGUGAGCAAUCCUGAAAUAAAACAAAAAAUUAGAGAGAUAGUCGAAGCCGAAGAGGAAUUGAACUAUAAUAAGCGAAUGGGAAAGGUGUGGACUACUGAUUUAAAACCUUUCAAAACGAACUGGUUGAAAGAGUAUCUCACAGAAGCCCCUCAUCUCAUUUUAGUUUUUAAGCAACUAUACAGUUUUAGACCAGAUGGGAAGAAGAAGAUGCACUAUUACAAUGAACAGAGCGUUUCGUUAGCUACGGGAAUUUUAUUGGCAGCUAUACAUUAUGCUGGUCUAGUAUCCCUAACCUCGACACCUCUCAACUGUGGUCCAGCAUUGAGAACCCUUCUGGACAGACCCAAUUCCGAGAAACUCACGCUUCUAAUACCAGUGGGUUAUCCAAGAGAAGAUUGCCUGGUACCGGACCUAAAACGCAAAAGUUUAGAAGACAUUUUAGUAAAGUUUUAAAUAUGUCACAUUUGUGAACGAUUUGUUGAGUGUGUAAAUUUUUUAUAUACCUGAGGAUAUAUUAUGAGGAUUUUAUAUACCUCCAUAGAUUCUGACGGUAUACAUUGGUGAUACUUAUGCACAAUAGUUUAAGAUGGUUUUUGAAAAAGUACAAGUUUUAAAUGAAAUGUAUAUUGUGUAAGUAUAUACACCCAUACCUCGCUUUACGGCCUAGAUACGUUCCAAGAAACAUGGCCGCAAAGCGAAAUGCCGUGUAACGAAUCAAUUAUUAUAAUACAAAUUCAUAAAAAUUUAAUGGGAUCGGUUCCAAAUUUGUUAAAUAUUUAAAUCAAAAAUACAUACAAAAAAGCACAUACACUGGUAUAUAAAAUAAUAUUAGAUUCCAGAAACCAAAAAUAAUCUACAAACUCCAAGCUGUCUUGUUGUAUCUCCAUACAACGGGUAAAUGAUUUUUAUUUAGUCCUGUAAUAGUCCUUGGAUUUUUGGACAAAUUAGAAGUGGUUUUAGCUUAAAAUCACCAGGCAUUUGCACCAAGUAGCAAAGUUAAUCGUUCUUUAGACCAUUUAUAAACAGGCGCAGAUUUUUCGGUUCUCGAAAUGUACGUGCAAUCAGGCAUUUUCUUCCAACAAAGUCCUGUUUUGUCUACGUUAAACACUUGUUCAAGUUUAUAACCACCUUUUUCUAUAAUCCCCUUUAAAAUGUUAAGAUAUUCCUUAGAUGCGGCCUCAUCUCAUUUUAUUUUCAAAUUAUGCAUAAACAAGUGGAAAUAGAAAAGAGUGUGCAUCGAGAUUGCGUUUGCUCGAGAAUGACAACAUGGGGCCGUUAUAGCGAAACAUUUUAGGCCGUAAAUAGCAAAAUGCCGUAUACAGAGCGGCCGUAUAGCGAGGUAUGGGUGUAUUUGUUAUUUCUUUGAUGUAUUUAAUGAUUGAAAAAACAUUACCUACAAAAGAAUACUCAAAAUGUUUUUUAAUUUUAUAAGCAUCUGAACUUUGCCAUUAUUACUAACCUUCAUUGAUUACCAAGAGGGGUGUAAAUGCACCCCCAAUUUUUAUUUUAUUUAUUCACAUGUUUCGAGUGGCUAUAAAGGGUUAAGUGCAAUUAAAAAAUAGACAUACUUUUAUACCUCAAACAUUUAUUAUUUACAUGAAACUACCAAAACAAAGGUAAAAUGGGUCAAAACUAUUGAUCAAAUAAAUUAUGUUAUUAUUAAAUCAAUAAUGUAAUCAUCACACUUAUUCCACACAGUUUAAAUUUGUAAAUGCUUAUACAUUUAUACAAAUUGACUGCACCUUAUACACUUUAAAAAUUUUCUAAAUAAUAACGCCACUGUCUGCUCAUCACUUGGGGCAGUCAUUUUUCUCUUACAAUUAAUUCUUGCAGGAUUAGUGCAGUCACUGAAGGUUUUCACCUCCGAUUUCGUUGAACCUCCAUCGAUUUUCAUGAAAAUUGGUGAGUAGUUAGAGGAUACCUCAAGGAACAAAGGUGACAUGAUGUUAACUUGCGCUUUUACCCUGGGGGUGGAUGCCACCCCUUCUCGGGGGUGAAAAUUAUUUCAUUAAAAAUAAUACCACAAAUCGAUAGAGGGACAAAUUCUACGCAAAAUUUGUUAUAUAAAGUUAUUAAUAUAAAUCAAUACUUUUUGAGUUAUUAAAGAUCGAAGAUUUUAUUUUUUUCUUAAAAAAAAUGCAUGUUUUAAAGCUGUUAUUCACGUAUAACUCAAAAACUAUAAGCUUUUGCAAAAAAGUUAUUAUUACCAAAAUUAAAGAAAAUAGGAAAUUGAAUACAAUUUCUAUUUAAAGAACCUGAGACCCCUGAGACCUCUCUUCCAUGGUGUUGAUAUCGGCGUUAUCGAAAUGCCUCCCACUUUUGCAGGUAAAUAUUUUCUUACAUGAAAUGCCUCCCAGGUACAAUCGAAAUGCCUCCGCUUCGUUAAUCAUUUAAGCUGAUAUUUUGUCUAUUUAAUCUCUGUAUAAUGACACAAUGUUGCCAAAUCAUAAUUUAAAUAGGUAGUAUCUAUUUAUUUUGAUUUUUCUAAUUCUUAAUGCAGUGUAAAUAAAAAUUGUUUCACAUAAAUAAUUCAUAGUAGGUACGACAUACAUAUUUCUUUUUAGAAAAGAAAGUUGUUACCCGACAAUCUAAUAUCCAGCUUUUCUGGGUAAUUCCAAUUCCGAUUCUAAUCUCUUCCAUAUUUAUAAUUCCAUAAAUAUAGGUACUUUUACCUUAAUCUUUUUGUUUGUUUAUAUUCUCUGGGUAUUUUCUGGGUAAUUCCAAUUGCGAUUCUAAUCUCUUCUUAACGAAUCCAUGAAUAGGUACUUUUACCUUAAUCUUUUUAUUUGUUUAUAUUCUCUUUUGUAAAUUGUGCUAAUGGGCUAAAUGUUGUAAAAAUACUUGAAAGAUUAGUUCCUGCAUCAGUCAGUUUGUCUUUUUGAAGCUGUAGCUAAGCUCAAGUUUGUCUAUUUGUCAGUUCGUCGAUUUCAAGAUCAAAUUGUGUUUAAGUUAUAACAUCCGAAAUAAUGGAAUCAACGAUAAGUGUCAGUCAAAAGGGUAAACCUUUACUAUAUAUCAAUUGAUGGUUUUACAUUCGGUUUUCAAAAAAUGUUGGCCAAAGAUACAGUAAUACGGUGAACAUGUACUAAAAAAACCUGCAAAGCAUUUGUGAAAACACGGGGAUGUGAAAAUACUAUAAUUGAAAAUUGAAUCAAUAUUAGAUCAUAACCACGAGAAGUUGUCUGCCGAAGUUUACAAUAGAAAAACCGUAAGCAAUUCAAUAAAAAGAGCAGCCAUGGAAGAUCUCAGCGAAAAACCAAUGAAGCUCAUCUGUAAAGAACUUAAGAAGAUAAAUAUAGAGACAUUUACUAUCAAUGAUAUCAAUAGGGUGAGUCAAAAUUUAUAGUAUGCUAGAACCACAAAUUCUUUAAUUAAACUUCCCAAAAAUAUAUCUGAAUUUCAUAAAGCUCUCGAUUCAUCUUCUAUUAUUAGAUACAAAUAGAAAUGAAAAUUUUUUAAUUAAAAAUGACAAAGAUAAUCAUAUUGUUAUAUUAACAUGUUUUUCAAAUCUUCGUUUUCUUUCGACUGUUUGUAAUGGUAGGGGAGCAAAGUAUGCUAAAUGUGCAGUCACUCGAGCGCUUUGGGGACCUAUUGGGUUGUGAAGAGUAGGUCCUAAAACCAAAAAAAGUUAAGUAAAAUUUUCCCUUUUAGUGGGCGCUUGUCAUUUUUUAAUUUAAUUUUCCAUUUCCAACAAUCGUUUUUUCCGAUUAUAACGCCAUCUAUCCAUAAUUCGAAAAAAUAUUUCGAAUAAAAGUUACUUAUUUUUACGUAAGGAAUCCAAAUAUGCAAUAAAAAAAUGAGUGUUCCUAUUUAAGAUUUUAAAGUAACCCCCACCCCACCUCCGUGGGGGGUGGUGUUUGGUGGCAUUCGAUAGAUUUUUCAAAAAUAUUGAAUAAAUGUAUUUUACAGUUUUUCGAUCUGAUGUUCAUUUCGCGAAAUAUCGUGGGAUUAGUAAUUAAAAUAUUAAAUUUACCCCCCUCCCUCACCGUGGGAAGUCGUGUUUGGUAUCAUUCGAUAGAUUUUUAAAAAAUACUGAGAACAUAUUUUUUAGUUUUUCAAUCCGUCAUUUAUUUCGCGAAAUAUUCGCUUUUUUCUUGUGAAACUUUGGGACUCGGCCAUUUCCUUACGCCCGGCUCAAAUCGUCAGAUUUUUUAAAUAUACACUCUUUUGCAUGUACUUAACUUACCUUAUCUUAAUCUGACAAUUUGGAGUUUUUUUAAGGAUAGAUUUUUUUUUCGGGCUCCCCUUAACGAACCCCCUGUGUUAAGAGCCAAUAUAUGGUAGAGGUACAUCUACAGGGUACCAGGUUUCUCCCCAUAUGAUAAUCUGACGCGCUCGAGUAACUGCAAAAAUCCCCGCUUGGGCUCCCCUACCAUAAUAAUUGGUAUGUUGACGGAACUUUUGAAUACUGUCCUCGUUUUUUCACUCAAUUGUUUAGUAUACAUGGCUUGAAAAAUGGACAUUAUAUUCCUCUUGUCUUUUGUUUACUUCAAGAUAAAAAGUUAUCUUCAUAUUAUCUCGCUUUUAAGUAUAUCAUAGAAGAAUGUUUUAAAAUUAAUUGUCCUGUAUCCCCUAAAGUAAUAACUUCAGACUUUGAAAUUUCCAUUCAUAAUGGUAUUCGUAUGGCAUUACCUGAAGCAGAUCUUCAUGGAUGUCGUUUUCAUUUGGGUCAGGCAUGGUAUAGAAAGGUAAAGCACUGGGAUUAGCUCCAGAAUACCAGAAAAAAGGUGUUGACUCAACCGAUAUUACGCAUGUUCUGAUUUAUAUUUUUGGUCUUUCAUUCUUACAUCCUGAAGAUGUUAGUGAUUUUUUUGCUAUAGAUUUGGCAGAAAUUAAACCAGUCGAUGAAAGAGUCACCCAGUUUUGUGAUAGUCUUGUUGAUAAUUACAUAUCUGAAAAUUCGACAUUUCCUCCACAUCUCAGGGCUGAGCACUCUUCCUCCUUACAAAGAACCACAAACCCAUGCAAAAGUUUUCAUUUCAAGUAGGUAUAAUGCUUCUUUCUACUGCCCUCAUCCUAACAUUAAUAAUUUUAUUGAUAUAAUUUUACAAUUUCAAAUAAAUACCUACAUUAAAAUGAAUUCUGUUUCGACACCAAAAAAAAUGUUGCUGAAAGUACAGCAAAAAUAAAUUUUCUAAAUGAAAAAAUUUAAAAUUAAGAUAAUGUAAAAUAAAUAGAUUAGAAUUUGUCAAAGUAGUAUCAUAUAAAUUUAGGAAAAAUAUUUUUGAAAUUUUAUAUUUCUACAA